Molecule: messenger RNA, 5374 nt
Organism: Betta splendens (Siamese fighting fish)
Lineage: Eukaryota; Metazoa; Chordata; Actinopteri; Anabantiformes; Osphronemidae
Gene: efnb1
Product: ephrin-B1
Exons: 5
Coding region: 846-1832 (328 amino acids)
Biological process (GO): ephrin receptor signaling pathway; axon guidance
Cellular component (GO): plasma membrane
Molecular function (GO): ephrin receptor binding
Source: RefSeq, a predicted model, not a curated record
AGGUUACAGUGGAGCUCUGGCUGCUGCACACAGCGGAGCGAGUGCGGAGCGAGCGUUCGCACGGUUCGACAGACACACACCGGCGUGGAAAUGCUGGCGGGCCGAUUCGGAGCCACGGAACGGGCUGAUGAGCAGGUCUAACCUGACGUCGGCACUUUUUAGAAAAAAAAAAAUCUCCGAGCAGCGACGAACAAGUGGGAGACGCGCGGCGUUUUUACGCACUGGUUACGCAGCAUGUUCGAGUUGGACUAGAGACUUGGAGCGCAACACGCACGCGGAACGGCGCUGAGAGCCCCGGGGGGUAUUUACAAUAGGAACUCGAUUCCUUUGCGAGGAAGAAUAGCAGGUGGAGGAGCGAAAGACAACCCUGGAAUGAGGCGGACCUCGGGAUCCCCAGCGCGCUGCGGAGUGGUGACUGAUGGAUGAACGUGGUCAUCUGUAGGCUAUAAACAGCGACAGGUACCGACGGCAGCGGCGGGGGAGCGGCGACAAAGGCCGCAUCGGCACAUUUCCCCGCGAGACGCCGCCACCGGUCGCAUCCGCGUCCGCUGAGACGCCGCGAGCGGAGAGGGUCGCUGGUUCGAAAGCAGCCACAGGUCAAGCAGGACGCUCGGCCGAGAACCGGGGGCUCGUUUCCGCGUCUUGCGGACAGUUCAGUCAAGGACACGGGCGCCUGGAGCAGAUUUUAAGAAGUCGGACACAAGGACAUGUAUCUGAUAUCGACCUCACAUGCUCCCGACUGAUCGCAGUUCACCUUCCCACCGGGCGAAGCACAGAUAGAGGCUGCCAGGCGCGCAGGCUGUCCGACGCUCCGAGUUAUUGGCUCACUGUCUACGUUUAUCAGAAUGGCGGGACUCGGCUGUUGGAAGUAUUACCUCUGGAUCUUUAUUCUAAUGUGCAGGUCGGCCUUGCCUUCAGCAAAAACACUGGAGACUAUAAUCUGGAGCUCGCAGAAUCCCAAGUUCCUGCCGGGAAAGGGCCUCGUGAUCUACCCGGACAUCGGGGACAAGCUGGACAUCAUCUGCCCCAAAGCGGACCAGGGCAGAGAGUACGAGUACUACAAGCUGUACCUGGUGAAGAGGGAGCAGGCGGAGAGCUGCAGCACGGUCCUCGAUCCCAACGUCCUGGUCAACUGCAACAAGCCGCAGAAGGACAUCAAGUUCACCAUCAAGUUCCAGGAGUUCAGUCCGAACUACAUGGGCCUGGAGUUCAAGAGGAACGUCAAUUACUACAUCACCUCCACCUCCAACAGCACCGUCGAGGGCCUGGAGAACCGGGAGGGAGGCGUGUGCAAGAGCCGAGCCAUGAAAGUCAUCAUGAAAGUCGGGCAAGUUCCGAACGCCGUGGUGCCGGAGCCCCCAGACGACAACGCCAUACCGCAGCCCACUCCCACCUCGCCGGCCCGGGACUCCAACGUGCCCGAGAUGCCGGGAAACUCCGGCCACAUAAAUCCGGACCAGGGCACCCCGCCCAACUCGGACGGCAUCCUGGGCUCCAAGGUGGCCGUGUUCUCCGCCAUCGGCGCCGGCUGCAUCAUCUUCCUCCUGCUCAUCCUCCUCCUCGUCAUCCUGCUCAUCAAGAUGCGCAAGCGUGCCAGGAAGAACUCCCACGCGCAGCCCCGCCCCUCGGCGCUGUCGCUCAGCACGCUGUCCAAUCCCAAGCUGCCCGGGGGCACGGCUGGCACGGAGCCCAGUGACAUCAUCAUUCCGCUGCGGACAGAGAACAACUACUGCCCUCACUAUGAGAAGGUGAGCGGCGACUAUGGCCACCCCGUCUACAUUGUCCAGGAGAUGCCCCCGCAGAGCCCUGCCAACAUCUACUACAAAGUCUGACACGCUCGGAGCAACCAGCGACACCGCCAGGGUGGAGAGGAAGAGGAGCGCUUGAUUUACGUUCUUGGGAAGAACACUUUCCUUUGCAUUGUGGGGACUUGAUGCUUCCUCGAGCCCCUGUUAUUUCUACCACCUGCUGCACAAAUCUGGAGAGACACGCACUGGCUAGUUCCAAGCAGGGUUACGAGCUGACUGAUGAGAGAGGUUAAUUCUGUUUGUUUGGGUUGUCUGACAGUGAGCCCCCACCCGCCCCACACCCCCCCUCGCCUUCUCCACCCCUCACCUCCCACCUCCUGCGUCUCCCUGCUGCCCUCUGACAGGGGAGGGGGGGGGUGGAGGCUGGAGCGAACCAGCAGAUGGGAGUCCGGCUUCCCGGUUUGCCGUUCCCUUUAACGGGCAGGAUAUAACUUAUCUCAGCUCCCUGACGUACAGUCUGCGCUACACCCAAUUAAACACACCAUCCUAGCACCGCCAGCCAGCGACUGGCAGACGCAGGCGCCCGGAGCCUCCCGGCCUGCAGCUUGUGCGCGAGCAUAAAACGCGUGCGCGUGCGUGUGUGUGUGUGUUAGUCAGGGCUCCGCGCUGGGCCAGGAAACUCUCCAGAUAGCUCAGGUAUCAGACACAGUGUGUGAAAUAAUGUGUUCCUCUCCCUUCGCACCUCUGAUGUUUGCCUUACUUACUAUUUUUGAUGGAGGAUUUCCUCGAACCCUGAUUCAGUUCACAAAGCAGUUGUAUUUUGUUAGAUUUUUCCUACAAGUGCACAAUGUAUAGAGUUGAAUAUUUCAAUAUUACUCCAUAUUGUCACCGCCUCUGUCACCCAUUGCGCUCAUUUGUUUGUAGUGAGGACUUUGGACCUGGACCGUUGAUGUCAACCUGUGUGUGUGUGUGUGCGUGUGUGUGUGUGUGUCCGCUCUACUCCCUUCUCCUCUGGUUUGAUGAGCUUUGCCAUAGCUGUGGUAUUUAUGACCUAUUUUAAGUGUAUCUAAGGGUGUGUCCCCUGUGAGUGUGCCUGUGUGUUCGGGCGUGACCAGACCAGUCUCCGAUCUGUGCAGACUUAUUGGCUUAGGGGCAAAAACUGUACGUUACUGUAUCAUACCCAAGAACCAGACAGACCGACAGGCAAGCUCCUACAAAACCCUUCCAUUUGGCAUCGAUUGAAGGUUUUAUUGUGUGUGAUGAGCUUUUGGUGAGCUGUUUUUUUAAGACAGCAGGCAGGCUGAUAAUUGUUUGUUCUAGCUUCUGGUGCUUCGGUGUAAGCAUCAAACAGUUAGUUUGGUGCCCGCAGCCUGGGCGAAGUGGGUGUAGGUUGGGCGGCCGGCUGCGAUUGGCCGCCCUACAUAGGUGGGCUGCCCUAUAUAUAAGUUGGACGGCGACGUCGGGAUACAGUGCUGUCAGAUGCCAAUUGGCUGCCAUCUGUAGAUGAGUCAGUGGAGCGCGCACUCAGCGGUGUGACUAAUCUGCGUGCCAUCUCUGUGCCCACACUCACCAGCCGGGGACGAGCGAGCGAGAGAGAGAGAGAGAGGGAGGGGGGAGCGAGAGAGGGAUGAAGGAGAAAAUGUCCCUGUGACUUGGCUUUAACCUGAGAGGAAGAUGGCGGAGGGGACGUGAGGGAGGCGGUGCUGGUGGGGUGCGGGUAUUUUAGCACCCCCCCCCCCCUCCCCUCAGUUGUGCAGUGAAUAAAAAAUGCUGCGCACAAUAUUCCCCAGUCAAGGUGUGGAGGCAGCGAGGACGCCGCAGCUCAGCUAUCACACGGCCCAGGGCGGCGGCAGCGAGACGGGAUCCACUGCAGCCGCGCGUCCGAAUGCGUCUGCGUGCGCGCGUAGGGGCUUCGCUUCCAUUUGUGCUUAUAUGAGCAGUUUUUCCCCCUUUGUGUGUGUGUGUGUGUGUUGAACAGACUUGUUGUGGGUCUGGAGCGGAGGUGCUCCAAACAGUGUGUCUGCCAAAACACAGAGCGGCGCAGCCUCCGGUUAAUGAUGUGUGAGAGGAGAGGGGAGCAGACGAGGACAGUGACACACACACACACACACACACACACACACACACACACAGGGUCUGCGGGCGACUGACGGGUCCAGGUUUAUCUCCAGUCAAACGGUCAGAGACACCCAUCAUCCGCUGCCACAUGCUAUUCCCGGACACAGACGCGCACCGCUGAGUUAAAAGACAGCCCCGCUCCGAGGCUCCAGCGGCUUUUUUUCUGCGUGUCGUUAACGUCCGAGUUAACAACCUAAGCAGCUGCGUUUUCUUUUCGCGGCCCCGUGUUUUAACUCAGCGUGCGGCCUCCGCUGGCCUCUCUGCGAAACACAUCUACAUCAAAUGUUUUCGUUUCGGAUCGGUGCGCAUCCACUCACCUACACCAGCCAAGGGAGCCAUUACUUAAUGACCACAAACCAUACGUUAUCUCAUUCUCAUCCAUUCUAGUGACCACGUAAUGUUAUUGAAAUUAGGGCGAGGGAGGAAGAAAAUAACAGAAAUGUAAAUAUAUGGAUAGAGCCCAAUUUAAGAUGUAAUUUCACCUGAACACUGCUCAUGAGAAAAGUUUAAGAUUAGAUUUUUGUAAUGGAGGAUGUUUGUAAAUAGCUGUCUUUUUAAAGUGUGUUUUGUAUGAAUCCUUGCAUUAUUAUUAUUUUUUUUUUGGUCUCUGUUUGAAAUCUGAUUUUAUUUCAUUUUCUUUUUAGAGUUAAUCUGAAUAUUGCAACGGACACAUGAGCUGUCUUUUCCGCAGCGUCCAGUAUUGUCAAAAAGUCUUUGUUACCACAUGUGUUAAAAGAUUUAAAAGAAAAAAAAAAGAGAGAGAGAGAGAGAGCGAGAGGUUGAGAGUUUUUAACAUCGCCGUUCAACGGGACGCCACCGUUCAGGACUUGAAGCGCCGUCGCCGCCGGGUCCUCGAGGCGUCGGACGAUCGGCUCCCUGUUGGAGACAGCGCUUCGCUCUGCACACGGAGACUGUGUUAGUCCACUGCUUUUUGAGUUACCCACACCUUCCACUCCAUUAUGCGAUGUAACAAAAACAUUCUGGUGCACAAAGAUAAAUCUUUUGUGAGUUUUAAUAAGACUAUUGUGCUAGAUAGAGAGUGGGGGGGGGGGGCACGCAUGGGAGUGCGACUGCACUGCGCCUGCUAAUAAAUCACCCUCUUUACACCACUCAUUAUCUCCCAGGCGGUCCUUUGUUUUAAAGUUGCUCUCUCCUGCUCUUCCUCUCCCUCCUCACCCCCUCCCUCCCCCCCGGCCUCUGGCACAAGGCUGCCGGUCGCCCCACGGAGCCCCGGCGUAGGUUUGAUUUCUGCUCCUGUUCAAAGCCACAGUAUUAUUUUUCAACGUGCAUGUGUAAGCGAAAACCUGUUGAAUUUGUUUCCCUUUGUUUGAAUCAUAACUGUCAAGUUUUGUUAUUUUAAUUCUGUUUUUUUUUUUUUUUUCCUCUCUCUCCGCCAUUCACUUUCUCGCCGCUUCUCAGCGUAACCUAUUGGCACCAGCUACAAUGGAAAUAACGUUCCACCAGUUUGGAAACUACCGCAUAUUGAUAAAUAAAAUUUUUCCCAUGGA